GAGCAUGGCCAAUCUUUUGCUCUAAGCUCUCCACACAAACACAAACCUGCCUCCCUAAUCCAAACACCAAAGCCCCCCGCAACCCCAACAAGGCAACAACAUUCUUUGAUUUCCGUAAAAACCACACAUACCUCUUUCUCUCUCUGUCUCUCUCUCUCCAAAAACACUCUGCCAUGGCUUCUCUUUCUCUCUCUCUCCAAAAACACCCUCUCCCUUGUCUCCUUCCAAGACAAUCCCCUAAACCCCUUUCAUCAUCUCCUCACAACCUCUUCAUUCUCCCCAAAUCAUCGCAUUCCCAUUUCUACGGUACUAUCCAGCUCUCUUCUCCUCCCUCCCUCGCCCUCCCAUCUUCCCAUUCUUCUUCAAGGAAGAAGACUCUCAUUUUUGCUAAGGUAAACAAGGGUAGGGUGCCUCCAAUUUUCACAUUGAAAGAUCAAGAAGGAAGGAAUGUGACCCUCUCCAAAUUCAAAGGAAAGCCUGUGGUUGUUUACUUCUACCCUGCUGAUGAAUCCCCUGGUUGCACCAAACAGGCAUGUGCCUUCAGGGACUCCUAUGAAAAGUUUAAGAAAGCAGGAGCUGAGGUAGUUGGAAUCAGUGGUGACGACCCAUCAUCGCACAAGGAAUUUGCAAAGAAAUACAGACUUCCAUACACAUUGCUGAGUGAUGAGGGAAAUAAGAUCAGAAAAGAGUGGGGAGUGCCUGGAGAUCUGUUUGGAACACUGCCCGGAAGACAGACUUAUGUUCUAGACAAGAAUGGAGUGGUUCAACUUAUCUACAAUAACCAAUUCCAACCGGAAAAGCACAUUGACGAAACCUUGAAGCUUCUUCAAAGUAUUUAACCUUUUUCCAUACUUCCGUCUUUGUUUUCUUUAAUUCCUCUCCCUCCCCGUUUGUUUACCGUAAUUCAUGUUUUGGAUUUAGAUCAUUGACCUCUCUUAUGAGUUUGGCCUUGUGUAUCGUUUACUUCUGUGUAAUCAA
Messenger RNA from Rhododendron vialii, 978 nucleotides. RefSeq names its product peroxiredoxin Q, chloroplastic-like. Gene Ontology annotation, molecular function: thioredoxin peroxidase activity. The record is from RefSeq and is a predicted model, not a curated record. Gene Ontology annotation, cellular component: cytoplasm; chloroplast thylakoid membrane. The transcript has 4 exons. The coding region runs from base 174 to 839 and encodes 221 amino acids. Lineage: Eukaryota; Viridiplantae; Streptophyta; Magnoliopsida; Ericales; Ericaceae. Gene Ontology annotation, biological process: cellular response to oxidative stress; cell redox homeostasis.